This is a messenger RNA of Manihot esculenta (cassava), 2489 nucleotides long. RefSeq names its product probable WRKY transcription factor 14. Gene Ontology annotation, biological process: regulation of DNA-templated transcription. The coding region runs from base 338 to 1687 and encodes 449 amino acids. Gene Ontology annotation, molecular function: transcription cis-regulatory region binding; DNA-binding transcription factor activity. The transcript is spliced from 3 exons. NCBI's taxonomy places the organism in Eukaryota, Viridiplantae, Streptophyta, Magnoliopsida, Malpighiales, Euphorbiaceae. The record is from RefSeq and is a predicted model, not a curated record. Gene Ontology annotation, cellular component: nucleus.
CCCCCUCUCUCUAUCUCUCUUUUGUUUGGUACUGUAGGCAAGAACAAGAAACUCCCAUAGUUCAAACCUUGAAAAGCUUCUUCAUUUUAUUUUAUUAGCUUUGCUUUCUUCCUAAUAACUGAAAACCCAUCUCCCAUAAACCUUAAUAGAAUGAAAAAUCAAUAGAAAAAGAAAGUUAAUCUUGCAUGCCUGCCUUCUUUGUCUUUUUGGGUGCAAGAAACUUCACAUCUUUCACCAAAUUCUCUCACUCUCUCUCUGUCUCUCUCUCUCUGUCUCUCUUCCCAUUAUGCAUAUCUCUCUUAUCUUUACUCGCUUCUUGAUUGUGAAUUAGUGUAGUAUGUGCAGCUUCUUUGACUCGGAAAUGGACAACUAUCACGGUGAUUUAACAGAUAUAGUUAGAGGCAGCGCUGGAGGUUUAUGCCAAUCAGAUGCUCCUGUAUCCAACUGGGAAUUCCCAUCUGAUCCGCUCAAUCUUUCUUUUUCUUCUUCAUCUGCUGCUAUGGAGGAUACCAGGGAUAAUGUAUUUGGUGAUCCUUUUUGUAACAUGAGAGAUCCACUUCUUCAUGAGCUCAACGUCGCUGCAAGUUCUGGAUAUUUCAGCAGUCCAAAUUCUACAGGUCGUGUGCUUAGUUCUAGUCCUGAUGAUACAAGUAAUGAUUUUUCCCGUGCAAAUGCUAGUAAUAUUCUUGCCCAUAAAGUCUUUGAGGAGGAGAUGAAUAAAAAUCCGUGUAAUAUAUUUUCAAGAAUUCAGAUCUCGCAGAAGAAUCCAACCAAGUUGCCUGUUUCACCUUGUAAUUCUCCUGUUAUUGCUGCUGCUGCUGCUGCUUCUUCGCCUAGAGGUUUUAAAGCUUCUUCUAUGGUUUCAAUCGACAUGAUUAACACUAAUAGUUCUAAAACUUGCUUGAUUGACAACGCCGGUCCGGUGCAGAUCUCAUCUCCAAGGAAUCUAGGUAUCAAGAGAAGGAAGAGCCAGGCAAAGAAGGUGGUUUGUAUUCCGGCACCGGCAGCUGCAAACAGCAGGUCUAGUGGAGAAGUGGUUCCGUCGGAUUUAUGGGCAUGGAGAAAAUAUGGUCAGAAACCCAUCAAAGGUUCUCCUUAUCCAAGGGGAUACUAUAGAUGCAGCAGCUCAAAGGGUUGCUCAGCAAGGAAGCAAGUGGAGCGUAGCCGAACUGAUCCUAACAUGUUGGUUAUCACCUAUACUUCUGAGCACAACCAUCCAUGGCCAACUCAGAGGAACGCUCUUGCUGGGUCAACAAGGUCUCAGCCACCAAAGAACAAUGCUGGUGGUUCAAAGAGUUCACUGAGCUCUCAACCCCAAAAUUCAGCAAAUGCUAAGGAAGAACAGAAGGAGAACAGCAAUGAUACAUUGUCUCCAACAAUGCUUGGUGGUAGUUCAACAUCAAGUGCACCUGUAAAAGAAGAGACUGAAGACGUUGAGAAACAAAUGGAGGUGGAUGAUACUGAUCGAUUCAGCGAAGGAUUUCCUCAGAGUUACAGGCCUGCAAUGCCUGCAGAGUGUAACCAAUCUGAAGAUUUCUUUUCUGAUUUGGGAGAAAUAGAAGCAGACCCGCUUGAUCUUUUAUUUAGCCAAGGAUUCAAUGGAGAUGAACAGAAAGAAGGCAAGGCCUUGGAUCCAUUCGGUUUCUUCGAUUGGUCAGAGGACAUAAACACCAAUAGGGGUUUAUAACAAGAGCUAUAAAGAGCAAGAAUCAUCCCCAGCCACCAAUAAAGAAAAAUUUGUAGUUAUUGUGGUCCUGGUAUAUACCCUUGUCUAGCUAGCUAGCUUUGAAUUUCAUGUGGUGAGGGGCUUUUUCCUUUUCUUUUCUUUUUCUUUCUAGUUUCUACCUGCUAUGUUUUUCUUGUUAAAUUUACCAAGAAGGGUGCUGAAAUUAGGAAAGAAAGAAUUGUGAAAAAGAGAGAAAGAGAGAGAGAGAGAGAGAGAGAGAGUGCUGGUUGAUUGGAAGCAGACCCAAUGAGUCCCACAUUCCUUUUGGAAUAUUGGUGGACGAGACAGAAAGCUGAGGAACAGAAGGUUUCAACAGUGAAAACAAGUACAUCCAUCAGACAUGAACCGAAAGCUCAGAGCCGUGUAGAUUGAUACACGAUGAUAGGACUUGCCCUCUCAUCUUUUUCAUUUUCAAGUCUAUGCUCACAUGGCCAGAAUUAAUUCUUUGAUUGCUUUUAAUGGGGGAAGAAAGGAGAAGAAAUCAAAGAAGGUGACAAAAGAAAACACAAAAUUACACAUUCAUGUGAUUAUAAUUUAAAAUUAAAAAACAACCCAGAAAUUAAUUACUUCCUCUUUUUCUUAUCUAGAGAUGUGUAAAGAGAGAAAGAGAUCUAUCUGUAUACAGCCUUUAGGUUCGUCAGCUUUCUGUCUCUUUUAUUAUUUAAUCCACCAAUGGCAACUUGUGAUUUCAUUUUCAGUUGUUUACUCCAAGUGUUAGUUAUUAAAAAGAAUGGAUUUGUGCAACAAAUUUUUUCUAUCUGCA